Messenger RNA from Varroa destructor (honeybee mite), 2474 nucleotides. RefSeq lists its product as uncharacterized. The record is from RefSeq and is a predicted model, not a curated record. Lineage: Eukaryota; Metazoa; Arthropoda; Arachnida; Mesostigmata; Varroidae.
AUUAUCAUUGUGUUAAUGUUUUUUUUUCUCGAUUUGUUCGUCAUCUCCAACUGCUCCUUGGUCGACUUUUUCUGUUGCUAAAAAUUCGAACGGAAGAUAGAUAAUUAUGUAUCACGAAUGUUGGUAGAAGCGGGGGGCAGUUUUAGCCAAUGAUCAUCACUGCGUAAUUGAACUAACGGUCCUAGUCCACGCGGUUGCGGCGGGUGCCACCGCAUCGGAUACCAGUCCUCUAGUGGUGGAGCAUUUACUGGGAAGCAAGAAAAGCAAGGUCACCUAGAGAGGGCCCGGAGAGAGCCUUCUAUAUAAGCGGUUACGCGGGACCAUUUAAGCAUCUUCAUCGUCUGCGAUUCUCAAAAAGCGCGCUAACUUGGCAAAACAAAGCCAUGAUUUCCUUCCGCGCUGUACUCUUAGCCGCUUUGGUUGUUGCCCCGGGACUCGCAGGCUACACCCCGUACCAGUUCGGUUACCAUACUGUCGAUGACUUCGGCACUCGGCAAUCGCGAUCUGAGGCUGCUAAUCAGUACAACCAGCGUGUGGGUGCGUACGGUUUCACUGAUGCGCGCGGUAUCUACCGUCAAGUCAACUACGUUGCCGAUGAGCUCGGCUUCCGCGCUUUGGUGUUGACCAAUGAGCCCGGAACCGUCCCAUCUGCCCCAGCGGCGACCACUUACAAUGCCGAGGCCACUGUUGGCGUCGCGGCCCCGGUUACAAAAAUUGCCGCUGCUUCUCGGGCCGCCCCAGCUGUCACGGCCGCCCCAGCUGUCACGGCCGCCCCAGCUAUCACGGCCGCUCCAGCUGUCACUGCCGCCCCAGCGAUCGCGGCCGCCCCAGCGAUCGCGGCCGCCCCAGCGAUCGCGGCCGCCCCAGCUUUUGGCGCUCCUCUAGCUGCUUCUGCUAUCACUAAAACUCACACCGCCCCCGCUUCUAACGCUCCUCUGACUGCCCCUGCCAUCGGCAAGAUCGACGCUGCCCCUGUUGCUCAUUAUACGGCUGCACCUGCCAUCGGCAAGAUCGACGCUGCCCCUGUUGCUCAUUAUGCGGCUGCACCUGCCAUCGCCAAGAUCGACGCUGCCCCUGUUGCUCAUUAUACGGUUGCACCUGCCACCGCUAAGGUACACGCCGCCCCCGUUGCCGCUUUGUACUCGACUGUGGUGUCGCACACCGCUCCCGCCGUUUCUAAGGUUCACGCUGCUCCUGUAGCCUAUACUGCUGCUCCGGCCAUCACCACUGCCCCUGUAGCGCAUUAUGCGGCUACACCUGCCAUCACUAAAUUCCACGCCGCCCCUGUUGCCGCUGCGUACUCGACUGUGGUGUCACACACCGUCCCCGCCGUCACCAAGGUUCACGCUGCCCCUUUAGCCUACGCUGCUCCAGUGAUCACUAAAGUCCACGCUGCCCCCGUUGCUGCUCCGUACUCAACCGUAGUGUCGCACGCUUCCCCAAGCAUUGCUAAGGUUCAUACUGCCCCUGUAGCCUACGUUAGUGCUCCGGUCAUUGCCGCCGCUCCUGUUGCUCAUUAUGCUGGUGCGUCCCCAGCGAUCGCUAAGAUCCAUACUGCUCCCGUUACUGCUUCCUACUCAACCGUGGUGUCGCACGCCGCCCCCGCCAUUGCCAAGGUUCACACUGCUCCUGUGGCUCACUUUGCUAAAACCUGGUAAUUAAAGAAACGUUUGUGAAAAUGGUGACGAAUAAAUUCUGUGAUAUGAGAUGGAGAGUCGAACGAUUUUGUUUUUCAUUUGUUAACAAUAUUAUUGAACAAGGACACUUUUAGGAAGCGUCGCCAUUCUGACAAAUAUUAAUGAAACGUCGUUCGUUAUAAAUGACAGAUUGGCUAGACCUGGGCCACAUCGCGCAAAAGAGCGCUGUAUCCCCUCUUUUAAUUGGAAUUGUGAUUUCUUAUUUGCCGGUGUAUCAAUAAGAGCAAUGUAUUGAUGAAUGGAGACCCAUUCACGCGUGUGCACGUUUUGAGAAAAUGAAGAGUGCAAUCCGAAUUGGAAUAAGCAAAGGUUUACAUCUUUUUACAACGUUGUUCUUGUCUGCGAAUCGUUGACAAUUAUUUAUUUGUCCAAUAAGUGCCUCCUAUAUGCGAUGUAUGUACACAGCAUUUUAAUAACGAAGAUAACGUAUAAAUAGUCUUCCAAAUAUAUGGUUUUCGGUCAUGCUAAAUUGGCGUCAUGUACAGAUUGAACAAUCAACAGUAAAGCGGAAAGUUUCUAUUUUUUCAUAAGACACUCGAAAAAAUUGUUGAUUCAGCAUAACUUCAAACGAAAUCAUCAGGUGAAUGUUAUUGCGGUUAACUAAGAAGAAAAGCAAGAACGAAAUAGUAAGCUACAGAAGAAAAAUUUGCUUGAUGCUACGCCAGUAGAGAUUGAAAAAGCAGUGUACACCUAUUGCGUUCGUGGAUGAAAAUGGAUGAUGCGAAAGAUAUCUAACUACACCUUAUGGACGACUAAAUAAACAGUUCAAACUGCCAA